UUGGAUCCAAUUAGCUGUGUUGGAAGGGGAAGUGAUAAGGAGAAUCCGCAAGAAUAAUAUUUUGAUCAAUGAUGUUCUCGGUGAUUAUUCCUUAACUUUGGUCGAUUCCCUUGAUUCAUUCAUUGUAUUUAACGACAAGGAAGGGUUCGAAACUGCUGUUCGUAACGUAAUUCAACAUGUUUCAUUCGACCUAAAUAGUAAAGUGCAAGUGUUCGAAGCAAACAUUCGCGUACUAGGGGCCUUGCUAUCAGCCCAUCUGUUUGCAAUCGAUUCUCGAUUUGGAUUUAAGAUAGAAGGUUACAAUAAUGAACUUUUGGAUUUAGCUUACGAUUUGGGACAAAGAUUAUUACCCGCGUUUCAAAAAACAAAGACUGGAAUUCCCUUUUCGAGAGUGAACCUAAAGUAUGGUGUGCCAAACAGUGAAACACACGAAACUUGUACGGCCGGAGCCGGUACUUUGAUUUUGGAGUUCGGUGUUCUAAGCAGACUCAAAAAUGACACACGGUUUGAGGAGGCUGCGCGUAGAGCAUUGUUCGGUAUUUGGAACAGACGAACGAGUCUAGACCUUGUUGGAAAUGUAAUCGACAUUCAAACUGGACAGUGGAUCCAUACCGCUGCCAGCACAGGUGCUGGAAUCGAUUCAUUCUACGAAUACUUACUUAAGGCAUACGUACUUUUCGGAGAAACGGAAUAUUUAAGUGUUUUCAACGAGGCAUAUUCUGCGAUCUUAAAGUACGUUCGUGAUGAAUCAGGAUAUUUAUACCGCAGUGUAAACAUGAUGAAUGGAGGAUUGAUGUCUGGUUGGGUGGACAGCUUGUCGGCUUAUUUUCCAGGUCUGCAGGUUCUAUCCGGUGACUUGGACACCGCCAUAAAAUCACAUUUGCUUUAUUUUAACAUCUGGAGAAAAUAUCGAUCCAUGCCAGAGAGGUUCAACUUUUAUUCAAGAAACGUUGAAAUAGCGUCAUAUCCGAUAAGACCUGAAUUUAUUGAAUCUACAUAUUUCCUUUACCAGGCAACUAAGGACCCUUUUUAUCUUCAUGUUGGUGAAAUGGUUUUACAAGAUUUAGAAUCGUAUGCCCGUGUAGAAUGUGGAUACGCAUCUGUUAAGGAUGUACUUACGAAAAAAUUAGAAGAAAGAAUGGAGAGUUUUGCAUUAAGUGAAACAUUUAAAUAUUUGUAUUUACUCUUUGACACUGAAAACUUUCUCAACAAAUUGGACGAUAAUUUUGUCUUUACAACUGAAGCGCACAUUAUCCCUCUUCCCGCAAAGUAUUUAAAAAAUUCAAAAGAAACACAAAAAUAUAACAAAGCAGGAAAUUCUCUAUGUCAAAUAUAUAGUAAAGUAAGAGAAUUUUCUGCAUCCAUUUCAGAUCGUCCUGAUGCAGAUUUUGCGAGGGAGUUGGUUGGCUUUGAAGAUCAAUCAUUACCACCAUUAGAUCCACAUGGACAUUGUGAAGUCCCUGAAACAGAGCCUUUAGUAAUGGAUGUCAGCUUCGGUGAUCCUAUCCCUGAAGCCAAUCGACCGGCUCAGCAAUUAUUGCAAUACAUAAAUGGAUUAAUUGCAAACAGCUUGGCUGGACUAAAGUUAGAAUUAUCAAGAAGAGCUGAUAGGACGGGUUAUGAUGUAACUAAAGUGGGCUAUUUUAAACUACUUCCUGGACAAAUUUUUGAGAUACGAGACCCAUCUAUAAAAGAUUUUUGGAUUAAGUACCAAACAUAUGAAACAUCUACUAUUCGGGUAAUUCAUAAUCAUAUUUUUUACGAGGAUUAUUCAGACUACACUGGUGCUAUUGCUGCAUUUGGACCGAAGAUCACUGAAGAACUACAAGUAUCUAAUCUUGUACAAAUAUUACCGUUAUCAAAUGGCUGUGAACCGUACAGCUCAGAUGAUGAAAACAUCAUUCGGGAUAAUAUCUUGCUCAUUAAUCGAGGCGGGUGCACUUUUGUCGACAAAAUCACACAUGCACAAGCAGCUGGUGCAAAGGCACUUAUUAUUGCUA
Messenger RNA from Acaulospora morrowiae, 2000 nucleotides. Lineage: Eukaryota; Fungi; Glomeromycota; Glomeromycetes; Diversisporales; Acaulosporaceae. The record is from the annotation of a GenBank genome assembly.